AUGUUCACCAAAGGACUUCUUACCGCCGCAGCUGCCUGCAGCUUGCUCGCCUCUACCGUCAAUGCCCACAUGGUCAUCACUUCUCCCGUCCCAUACGGACAGGACAGUCUUACGAACAGCCCGCUCGAGAACGAUGGGUCUGACUUCCCUUGCAAGCAAAGAUCCGGCGUCUACGAUAUCUCCUCCAUGAACAACAUACCUGUGGGUGUCCCACAGAAACUGUCUUUCAAAGGCGGUGCCACGCAUGGUGGCGGAUCGUGUCAAGUCUCUGUGACUCUCGACAAGGAGCCCACAAAAGACAGCGAAUGGAAAGUCAUCCACUCCAUCCUUGGUGGCUGCCCGAACAGCGCGGAUGGCAAUGCCAAUGGAGCUCCGACUUACAACCAAAACCCCUCCUUCGAAUUCUCGAUGCCAAAGGGCAUGCCAAACGGACAGUACAGCCUUGCCUGGACCUGGUUCAACAAAAUUGGCAACAGAGAGAUGUACAUGAACUGUGCGCCGAUUACCGUGACUGGCGGUGCCGACAACAACGAUGUCUUCAAUUCUCUGCCAGACAUGUUCGUCAUCAACAUUCCGAAUGAGCAAUGCGGCACCACCGAGGGAGAGGACUUUGUGUUCCCUAGCCCCGGUCUGUACGUGGAGACCGCGCAGAAGACUGCUCUUGGUAGUAAGACGACUGGCAGCGGUUGUGCUUCUGUCACCAUCAAGGGCGCUGGAGCGGGUAAAGCUGGAUCUGCCGCCCAAGCGACUGGAAGCUCUGGUGGUAGCUCAGCAGCUGCCAGCUCAAGUGCCGAUGCUCCAGAUCCCACAUCUGCCGCCGCUGUUCAAAGUUCCGCCGCAACUUCCUCGCAAGCUGCUAGUGCCGGAGUCGCGCCAUUGGGCACUGGCAACGUCGCAACUGUGACCACCAUGGCAACUGUCACUGGUAGCAGUGCAGCACAGGGAACCGGCAGCAGCUCCAAUUCAGGAUCUGGGAGUUGCACGGGCGGUGGCGUGUCUUGUUCGAACGACGGCAGCAUUAUUUGCAUAGGCAGCAACCAGUGGGGAACUUGCAACUCCGGGUGUGCUGUCCCGAUGGCGCUUGCUGCCGGUACUACCUGCUCGGGCGGUACGAUUGCGAAGCGUGAUGGCACCAUCAUCAUGCGCUCUCCUGAGCACAAUUGCACCGAUAGCAAGAACAAAGACGAUCUUGAGAAGCGGGCCAAUGUACCUGUCCACCUUGCUCAACACGUGCACCGUCGUCGGAGCUUCUAA
Molecule: messenger RNA, 1254 nt
Organism: Lecanosticta acicola
Lineage: Eukaryota; Fungi; Ascomycota; Dothideomycetes; Mycosphaerellales; Mycosphaerellaceae
Source: the annotation of a GenBank genome assembly